CCGGAAGUGCCGCGGUUGCUAGCCUGCAGGUUGCUAGGCAGCGGCGUCGCGUCUCACUUGGGCCUUGCCCGGCUCCCAGGCAUGGGGGACUCGGAGGGCGAGGUUUUGCGGGGGACCUUCCCCAGCCUCAUGGCGGAAGGGACGAUGCUGAGCCGGCGCGGGGAGCUUGCCAAGGCGCUGACUUGCUACACCUACGUGAGAAUUGGCCGUGCUCGUGGGGCAGGAGGGGGGUGGGAAGGGAGGGAGGGGGCGAAGCUGGUUCGUGAAUAGGAAUGAAGGGAGGAGGGGACGUUGCCGCUGGGCACUUGGGGUCGAGCUGAUGGUGUUUAUCACAUGGCCAGGCAUACCUGGGACCCUCAAAUACGAGAAGAAGCGCCUCCCCCCCCCCAUAGCUGCCAACUUUUCCCUUUUCUUUCGAGGAAUCCUAUUCGGAAUAAGGGAAUUUCCCUUAAAAAAGGGGGAAAGUUGACAGCUAUGCUCCCCCCCACAUCCUCCAGAUGUGGCCUUUGAGAAGCCCGAUGUGUCCUGAGGGUAUAAGAAGAGCCUUGCUGGAUCAGGCCGGUGCAUUCAUUCAUUCAUUAGUAGAAUUGUAGAGUUGGGAGGUACCCCCAAGGGUCAUCUAGCCCAACCUCUUGCCAUGCAGAAAUCUCAACUCAAGCAUCCACGACAGGUGGCCAUCCAACCUCUGCUACUUGUAGAGAAAAUUACAGUGGUACCUCAGGUUACACAAGCUUCAGGUUACAGACUCCGCUAACCCAGAAAUAGUACCUUGGGUUAAGAACUUUGCUUCAGGAUGAGAACAGAGCUCGGGCUCCAGCAGUGCGGUGGCAGCGGGAGGCCCCAUUAGCUAAAGUGGUACCUCAGGUUAAGAACAGUUUCAGGUUAAGAACGGACCUCCAGAACGAAUUAAGUUCUUAACCCGAGGUACCACUGUAAUGGGACGCGGGUGGCGCUGUGGGUUAAACCACAGAGCCUAGGACUUGCCGAUAAGAAGGUCGGCGGUUCGAAUCCCCGCGACGGGGUGAGCUCCUGUUGCUCAUUCCCUGCUCCUGCCAACCUAGCAGUUCGAAAGCAUAUCAAAGUGCAAGUAGAUAAAUAGGUACCGCUCCGGCGGGAAGGUAAACGGCGUUUCCAUGUGCUGCUCUGGUUCACCAGAAGCGGCUUAGUCAUGCUGGCCACAUGACCCAGAAGCUGUACGCUGGCUCCCUCGGCCAAUAAAGCGAGAUGAGCGCAGCAACCCCAGAGUCGGCUAUGACUGGACCUAAUGGUCUGGGGUCCCUUUACCUUUACCUUUACCUUUACCACUAUAAUACAGGAUCCAUUGCUAAGAAAUGGGGAAUAGUGAAGGAACUGUGGCUUGCCAAGUGAUUCUUGGCAGGAUAAAAGCACAUCCCAGGUUUGUUUGUUUUUUAGCACACCCCAGUUUUCAUCUACGAAAUGUUGAAUGGUAUAUAAUGAUCAGUUAGCAGUUGUAAGUAUACUUUUGAGACUGGGCAUCGUGUUUUUGUGUGUUGCUAGGCCCUGCAACUCCAGCCAGGUGACAGGAACUGCCUUGUUGCCCGUUCAAAAUGCUACCUGAGACUUGGAGAUACAGAAAAUGCCUUGAAGGAUGCUGAAGCCUCCUUGGCAGCUGACAAAGGGUUUACCAAGGUAGGUAACCAAAAGGUGGAAAGGCCUGCACCAACCCAAAGGGUUCCCUUUCAAAAUUUAUUGUGGAGUAUCUGGUUUGAUGGUGGAAGGGAGUUAUGGUUCUGUCUCCCCUCUUUUCUUAACCUAGAAGGAAAGAAGGGUAACUAAUAACUUCCAUAAAAGAACCCAACCUUCAUGUCAUUCUUUGUUCUGCAACUAUCUUUCUAAACCAUUUGGCAUAUUAACCAGGUUAGAAAAUUCUGUUGCAAGCAAACCAGAGCAGAGGUUCAAAAGGACAGUUGGAUUGGAAGGGAGUCUCUUCAGUGGACUUCAAGCUAAGACCCUUCUUCAAGUUGUCCACAUCUCAGAAAUUAUCAAACUGGGACAAGCAAGCUGCUUGAGUGCAUUUCUUGAGGAUGGUAUUUUUUGUUUACUCGUAUGAACAAGUUUACAAUAUAUAGCUCUCUUAUUGUCUAUCUGUUGUCUUUCCCACCCCCCACCCCCAAUAUUUUCCCUCUUUGUUUCAGGGCCUAUACCAGAAAGCAGAGGCAUUGUACACUAUGGGGGAUUUUGAAUUUGCCUUGGUCUAUUACCAUCGAGGCCACAAGAUCCGCCCAGAGUUGCCACAAUUCAGGCUGGGCAUUCAAAAAUCCCAGGAGGCAAUUGAAAAUUCUGUUGGAAGUAAGCCAUGUGAUUUUUUAUUAGGGGAUGGAAUCUAAUUGACUGCUAGACCUGAGCUUCAACUUGACUGAGAAUGCAUGAAUAAAAGAGAAACUAACAACAAAGAUAAUAGGCUGUCUAAACUAGCUAAGCAGAGUGCAAGGCAGAGCAGAGCAAGGACCUUAGAGAAGGCAUGAAGGUAUUUUGCAAAACUAAGGACAUAUUUGUAUCCCUUUAAUUUUAUUUGAAUUGAAUUUUGUCAAUAAAGCAGACAGUAAAAUAAACUCGAGAUCACACAUACAAGCAAUCCAACAGAAAAUCCUUUGAGUCUUCAAAGUCCAGGUAGAGAUUUUAUUUUUCAUUGGCCAUCCUAUUUUCUUAUCUAUGCACAAUAUUACUGAGCCUUUUUGAUGAUGGAGCUGGUCAUGUGAAACUCCUUUCAGAAAAAGUCUCAACCUCCAAUUUCUAUUUUAAAAGGCUUGUAUGCUACAGCUGUGAAAAAAGCAAAUUCAUUGUUAUUAGGGGAGAGAUAAAAAUAAAGGAAGUACCAUAGGCUCUUACAGAAAGCUGUGGUUUAUCCGCAGUUGGAAUAUUUUGUGGAGUUCUGGUCCAGGCUGUUUCCAAAAAAAUGUCAACGCUGAAAAAGAUACAGAAAGGGGCAACUAAAAUGAUCAAGGAGUUCUAGCCUCUUCUCUUGCACGGUUUGCAUGCUGCUUCCCAAGGGAUUCCUUGCUAAUGUUUUUGGCAGGUGAUUUUCAGGGCCUUCCUGACUUCUUGGCUCAGGGGUAGGCAACCCCAGAUGUGGCCCAAUCGCCUUCUCAAUCCGGCCCACGGACGGUCUGGGAAUCAGUUUUUACAUGAGUAGAAUGUGUCCUUUUAUUUAAAAUGCAUCUCUGGGUUAUUUGUGGGGCCUGCCUGGUGUUUUUACAUGAGUAGAAUGUGUGCUUUUAUUUAAAAUGCAUCUCUGGGUUAUUUGUGGGGCAUAGGAAUUCUUUCAUUUUUUUUCCUUCAGAAUAUAGUCCGGCCCCCCACAAGGUCUGAGGGACAGUGGACUGGCCCACGGCUGAAAAAUGUUGCUGACCCUUGUCUUGGCUGGUGCUUUCUCUGUUUGUAGGCCCUUCUUCUGUGAAACUGGAGAACAGAGCAGACCUCUUCUUUCUGAGUCGCCAGGCAGAGGUAUGGUCUCACCAGUUUUUCCCAAAGUGGGUCUCUGAUCCCUUCAUUAGGAGGGAAUAGAAGAUAUGGUAAGGAGUUCAAGGCAUAGAUACAGGUUGUUGCGGGGUGGGCACAGGGAGGAUGUUUGAGUCUGAAGCUAUUUGGUCUUUCUCUUGCAUGACAAUAACAUGGUUCACACAUAAUGCUAAACUUUAGCGUGAAUAAGUGCGGGUUCCCAGAUGGAGAAUCUUGACUGCAGUGUUCUUUUUGAUCCUGCCACAGUACUCAGGGCUAAGCCAUGAUCUGGCUUAAUGUUACAUCUGAAUCUGGGCUUGUAGUUUGUCUCCCCCCACAGUUACAGUUUGGUUGCAGGUCAUGAUUUCUACCUGCUGUGCUGCUUUUCUUCCCACAAGAAGUACUGCAGAGAAAAUGAUAAGUUUUUUCCCUUGCAAAAUUUAUUUUUUACACUUUUUUAUGUAUGUGGCAGAGUAAAAGAGCAAAACAGAAGCUUCAGGUCAAAUUUCCUAAAAAGGAUGCAAAGUACCUAGGCAGACAGGAGCCUGUGAGGAAUGAGAAAACCGAACGGCAGCUGCUGGGGGAGCUCUACGUUGACAAGGCUUUCCUGGAGAAAUUGCUCAAGGAUGAAGGUUUUUGAUUACUUCAUUUGGCUAAUGCUGGGCUUGGGAGUUUCAGGACUGCAAAUGUCAUCAGGCAGUCUAGCAAUUACAACCCCCCUGUGAGGCUGACUGGGUAUUUGCAGGAAUGCAAGGUUUCUAAGGGAUUUCCCAAAACAGUCAUUUUCAAACUCUUGUUUCUGGGCUCUUCGAUUAAAAAAAAAGACCAACAAACUUCCUCAAAAGAUGGCUUGCUCACUGUAUUGGUCUCCCCCUGCAAUAUGAAACCUUAGAAAUGUAUUACCAGUUGGAUACAUGUUUGGUUCAUGAGGGAUGUUGUUGGAGUGCACAAGGCUUAGCCAGUGCUUCAUGUCAACUGUGUGAAUACCCUUGAACAUGGAUAGCCAACGUGGUGCCCUCUAGAUGCUGUUGGACACCAACUCCCAUCAGCCCCAUCCUUCAUGGCCAGAGGUCAGGGAUGAUGGACGUUGUAGUCCAAUCACACCUCGAGGGCACCACAUUGCUUACCUCUGCCCUAGAACGUGUCCCCAAAUCUUCAACAACGCACAGAGUUUCCUAAUAAAUGAAGAUUCUUGAAGAUAAACCACCAUGUUAAGGGUUGUGAGCAGCAUCUGCCUUACAGGUUGUAUUGGUUUUAAUUGUCACUGGUGCUGGAUUGUGUUUUAUUCUUUUAUGUCAUUUUGAUAUUUCUUUAUUAUAGUACAGUCGUACCUUGGAAGUCAAAUGGAAUCCAUUCUGGAAGUCCGUUCAACUUCCAAAAUGUUCGGAAAGCAAAGCAUGGCUUCCGAUUGGCUGCAGGAAGCUCCUGCAGCCAAUCGGAAGCCGUGGAAGCUGUGCAGGAUGUUCGGCUUCCGAAAAUCAUUCAAAAACUGGAACACUCACUUCCGGGUUUCGAUCAUUCGGGAGCCGAUUUGUUCAGGAGCCAAGGCGUUUGAGAUCCAAGGCACGACUGUACUGUUUGCUGCUUUCAGAGCUUUCUGGCUGAAGAGUGGCAGGCAAAUUCCGAAACCAAAAUAAAAACAGUGCUACUAUUUGCUGUUUACCUAGCCCUAUAGCAGCAUCCAAUUACAAGUCACAAACAUUACUUCGUUAGUGAAAAUAUGGUUACAUGCCUUCCCAACCUCUGAGCGGUGCGAGAUUCCAGGAGUUCCAGGCACUUGCGCAGGAUCUGUGUUUCCUUUUGGAAAUGAGGCACAGCGGAAACUGUGGUGUCUUUAGGAUAUAUGGUUUAUUUACCCAUAUAUACAACCUGAGCCUUCUAUGGAGGCGUUCGCAGCAUCAGCACCCCAAAGGGGUCUUGCUUCUCCCAUAGCCAAAGCCCUGGAUUCAAGCAGAAAUCAGCCGUGGCUUUUUUCUCUGCUUUUUGAACCUGCAUCUUUUCCCUCUAGGUCACAUGACAGCAAACUAUGCCCUUAAAAAAACCAACUUGGGUUAUACGGAUUAGAAAUCUGGUACCCACAAUCUCAUAACAAUAUGAAGUCCACACAAAGUGGGGGAACAUCUGUGUGUUCCAGCAAAGAGAGGAUGUGUCUAUAAAGAGGCAUCUUCCCUAAGCCAGUCAUAUAUAUGUAAAUACUGUAACGUAAACUCUCCCUUUUUGUUUGUUUUUUAAUCUGUCUGUCUCUGCCUAUGGUCUCCCUGCAGACUUGACCAAAAGCACCACGAAGCAAGGGGUGACUGUUGGACGCCUGAUCCAGGAAGGGCUUUCCUACCUCGAUACCCGCACAGAUUUCUGGCAGCAGCAGAAACCUAUCUACGCCCGGAUCAGAGACCGCAAGCUCAUGCUUAAGAGAUGGACAAGAGAUCAAAAGCGGAAGCCAUCCGAGGUGGCCAGAUACAUCUUAAAGAGCAUGGAGGACAUUGAUAUGUGUAGGUGGCUCAGUUGAAAAUGUGCUGGCUGUUUUUUGUUUUUGUUUUAAACAUUUGGUUACAAUUAUGCACAAUGAAACAAAAAGAAGGGGGGGGAAUGCAAAUAAAAGGCCCCAUGCAUGGUUUCUUUGUUAAAUACACCCACAAGGUUAUAAAACAUGAGGGAGCACUUAUAAAUAAGAAAACCAUAUUAUUAUUAUUAUUAUUAUUAUUAUUAUUAUUAUUAUUGCAUUUCUUUCUUUCCCCCGUUUGUUUGUUUGUUUGUUUGUUUGUUUGUUUAUUUAGACAAAGCAAUAAUCAUAAACAAAUAAGAAUAAAAAUGUGCACCCCACCACCAAGAACAUUCCUUUGUAACUAUCCAACCUCCCAAAAUUUCAACACCUCUUGCGAUGGUUUGACCCCUUUCCAUAAUUCUAUGAACACCUUCCAUAUCUCCUCAAAAUCAUUUCUCCUGUGUAUUCCCCAUCUUACCUUGAUGGCACAUGUUAAUUUAUCAUGAAUAGCUAUAAUCCCACACCUCUUUAUACCGUUCUUCCAUUUUAUAUUUAGAAUGAACUGAUCCACUGGGUCUUGUUCGUUUGUUGAACUUUAUGAGUUACUUCUGUUGAAGUUUACAAUUUGAUACAAUGAAUAGUAUACCUUAUUUAUUUAAGAACACAGCUGGUUAUGUCUCGUGUGUUUAUUGAUAAUGCUUUACGUGACCAUAGGUUUGUUUGUUGUUGUUUUGUUGGGAAUAGACAGACAAGUCUCAGGCCCCUGUGGGGUAGUGUGGGGAGGCACCUCUCCUGGGGUGGGGGCAGCUCAGAGACCGGGGGCAGCGGCAGUGGCUCCUUGGAGGACUCCCAAAGAGCGGGGAGAGGAGAGGAGGCUGAGGGAACACUCCACAAGGGAGGGUGUUUGAAAAAGGGUGAGAGCUCUGCAGGCAAGGGGUGACAUUACUGGGCUCCUGAGCCCCACAGGGGUGCUGCAGAAAGAAUGUAGGUGGUCAAGGGAGCUGUGGACUCAAAAAGGUUGAAAACCUCUACCCUAGUUUAUGUUGCAAGCUGCCCUGUGAUCUUUGGAUGAAGGGCAGUAUAUAAAUUUAAUAAAUAAUGAUAAUAAUGGCUGCCACCAAUAGCCACAUGGUAAAUUUUUUGUAGUGAAGUUAUUGACAAUGCUUGUCCCAUAGAUUCAGGAGUGAGAGUUGUAGGGUCAUUGGUACAGAAUUCUUUAAGAUCUUAGACGGUUCCUGAUACACAGGAGUCAGAAACAUUUUUACAAUUCCAUUUACUGGCCAAUACGGUAAAAUCCAAAUCUGUUUCCCCGAAGCAUUUUAAGACCUGUGAGGGGUCCCAUUGAUUCAAUCAAUUCCCUAUAUAUAUAACAGAAAAUAUGCUGACUUGAAAUAACAGAUAUUAAUGGAGACAUUUGUUUGCCCCAUCAAAUAAGAAUUGAAUUAUAGCACUCUAGGCAGGAUGUUCUGAGCAUGAAAAUGUACUUUUCUAAACUCUCACAUUGCACAAAUAUAUAUAGGCUUCAGAAUUUCACCUGACUCCUGUAUUAACUGAGCUUAGACCCUGGAGGUGUAAAAAGUAGGGUGUUGUGUAUUUGAAUUCUUGCUAAAAAAAACAAAACAAGAGCCAGUACCUGUUAGCCGAUUCUCUGGAGGUAGCCUCUCUCUUAUUCUAUAGGGACCCAAUGAAAUAUAGAAGAAAAUGGACUCAGGUUGGUCUAUGUAGUCAGGUCACUUUCAUAGCUUGAAAGAAAAGUUGCCUUUUCUUUCUGAACUUCUUCCAGGGAUUACAGGGAGCAAGCCCCCAAAUCUAUUUCAGAAGCCACCAGAGUUUCUGCUUGCAUUUGCAACAACUAUUUCCCUCUAUGAUAAAGAUUACAUAAACAUUUGGUAAACGUAUCCCCAGGUAAAAGGGACUCGGGUGUCAAGAACGGGAAAGACCUGUACCUGAACCAUUGCUAGUCAGAGUUGACCAAUAAGAGAGACCAAUGAUCUGACUCCUUACAUUGAACUGUAGACAAAUCACGAGAAAGAAUUGUCUUCCUGGAUCAGGCUAAAGGUCCUUCUUGUUUGGCAUCCUGUUUUCAGUAGUGACCUGGCAGAUGGUAGGAGCUGGUGUAAGUGCUAGCAAACAAGAUGGAUAGUGAAAAUAGGUAAUGUGAGAUGCCAUUUUGGAGGGGGAGGGUGUCCAAAUUUGGGAUAACCUAAUGAAUUGGGGGUAGUUAACAUGCAUCAUAUGAGCACACACUUUCUUCUUCUUUUUCUUCCCUUCCCCGUCAAGUGUUGACUAGCGGCAGCCCUGAAAGAAGCUGCCAGAAAGCUGAACAAGUGCUGAAAAAGAUCCAAGGCUGGUCUGACGAAGAGAUCCCCAACAGGAGCGAACUGGUUGGAAACCUCUACAGCUGCAUUGGAAAUGCUCAGAUUGAGAUGGGGAACAUGGCAGCAGCUUUGCAGAGCCACCAGGUGGAUCUGGACAUUGCAAAAGAAAAGUAAGGAAGGCCAGCCUACUCCUUUUGAGGCUGCUUGAGUGCCCGUUCCAUGCUGCCAUCAUUUAGCCAUAGCUGUGUACUCUUUAUUUCAGGACAGGAGUUCGGAAUGUGUUGAAUUGUUCAAAUCUCAGUUUCUGCUGGAAAAAAGAGGGGUAGGGGAACACUUACGGUUUCUAGCCCUUAUGGUUGCGUAAAAAAUGGAUGCAGGCAGUGCCUGGUGAUAUCCUCUGAGCUGGAGAUGACAGAAUUGGGCCUACUUGUUGGCAGAAGAGGCUCCGGUACUCUGUACAGCUUCCCCAAUCCAACAGAGUUGGAGAAUCUAGCCCAGGGGUCCCCAAACUAAGGCCUGCGGGCCGGAUAAGGCCCGAGGGACUUGUUUAUCUGGCUUGCGCCGAUGCUCUUACCGGCGCUGCACUGCACGGCUGCCCACUUCUGGGUCAGAGGAGCACCAGAAAUAGCUUGUGCGCAUGUGCAAGCAUUAUUUGAACAUGCGCACAAGCUAUUUCUGGUGCACAUCCAACCCAGAAGUGCACUGGAAAUAGUGUGUGCGCACGCGUAUGGGCACGCGCUCCCCCGCCCUCCGGCCCACCGCGCAAUCGGCGCUGGAGGUCUAGCCCGACAACCUGUUCCACAGACUCUCCCCAUUCCCUUCUCUCCCCUCUCCUAUUCCUUGUUCCAAAUGCCUGUGUCUUUGAAAACCUUGUUUUCAGGAGCAGGAUAAACAGAGACUGGCAGAUUUGUUUGUGUUUUUCUUAGAAGGACACACGCUUACCAGCAUUUCGAAUGUUAGUUUAGUAUUGCAAGAUUCAGGUAGGUAGCCGUGUUGGUCUGACAUAGUCGAAAUAUAUAUAUAAAAAAUUAAAAAUUGUCCAGUAGCACCUUAGAGACCAACUAAGUUUGUUCUUGGUAUAAGCUUUCAUGUGCAUGCUAGGUUAUUUGUCCUGCUCAGGGCUUACAUCAGAAGGCCAUGAAGCAGGGGUUAGUUGCAAUGUCAGCCAGGGCUUCCUAGUAGCUGAGCCCAUAGACUGGGUGCUUGGAAUAAGAGGCUGAUAGAGGGGAGAGUGUGGGGAUGAGGAGGAAAACUAGCCACAGGAACAAGUGUAUUUCUAGUUCACCCAGGGCAUGGUCUCAAGUCGAUCAGGUCUGUGUGUCUUCAGUAGGAGACCUCCUGAGAACCAUAGGGAACCAUAUGUAUGCUGUCUAGAAGGAAAGCUAGGAUACAGACUACCCAUACUGUCAGUUAGAAUUAAGUUGCCUUAACUUGCCUUCUUCUGACCCAUGAGUACCAGUCUUUCCAGAAUUGCAAGCAGUAGGGUUCCAGUUUGUAAUCAUCAUCAUUAUCUCUGGGUGAGCCAUGAAAGCUACUGAUAGAAUGAUUGCGCUCUCUAGCUGCUAAAAUGUUUAGGGCAAGCCAUUAAAAUCAAAGUCAAAUCACUAUUCCUUGCCAUAUUGCUCUCCCAGAAUGUGAGUAUCCAAAUUCAUAGGGAUAUCCUCCCCCAGGGAAGGUGGUGCUCCAAGCAAGGUACAGAUCUGUUCCAGAAUCCCUGACCUACUGCAAAUAAAUCACGUUUUAAAAUCAGCCUCUUCCUUUCCUCCUUAUACACUUGUUUCCUGCUUUCAUAGUUGUUUUCUUUUGUUUCUUCCUAGUUCAGCACUUUAGAGUAGAAUCCAGCAGAUUCUACUCUAAAGACUUCUGCUGUGUCCUAAUGUCCCUCCAUUUCAUACCUUGUUCCUUUGUUGUCCAACGUCUCUGGACAAAUUCAUGAUUCAAAUGGCUUUAUAACACCCCAGAAAAGCAUCGUUGCAUUUUAAAGAUGGCUCUGCAGCACAGUUUUUGGGCAAAUUCCCCUGUGCCUAUAUUUUAGAUUGAAAGCGGCUUGUGGCAUGGAUCUCCCACCUUCUUCGUUAUCCUCUUUAAACUCACACACACACACAGCUUUCGUUUGGUCCAUAGACCUAAAAUCCUUUAAACUGUUACAAGCACUGACAAUGAACUGUAAAUUAAUACAUACAGCUGGGGCAACAUACAGGGGCUGGGGAAGGAGGGUAGGUCAGAAACCUCUCGGGGGAUUUUGAAGUAGCAACCCAGCUUUCAGAUCACUCAUUUUUGCUUCUUCUUGCAGCAACCUGACUGAUGCCAUCUCCAGAGCCCUUGACAAUAUUGGCAGAGUGCAUGCCCGCAUGGGCAACUUCCAGAACGCCAUUGACACGUAGGUGGAACCCAAAGAAAAAUAGUCAGGCCUCCAUGCCUCUUGCAUAUUUAAGGAUGGUCUCCUAACGCAUCUGCCUCACCUUCAUUCUGUAAACUGAAACAGCUUUUACUCUCAUGGUUUCCUUUCAAGGGAUUUUUGGAGUUGUAGCAUUUGGAGAGGAUGAAGGACCUUCAACAGCGGGUGGCCAGCCGCCCCACAAAUGUGCUGCUCCUAAAUCUUUUGAAAGAAGCAAUGGCAUACUUGACACACACACAUCUUGACACACAGGGAUGAUUUUCUCCCAUACUUCUGCUACAUGAGGAUGAAGGGAUGGGAGUUUCGGGGGUUGGGUCACCUAGAUUCUACAGAAUGUAGAAUCUAGGGAAGGGAUUUCCCAAGGGGUGAGGGGCAUUGAAAACUGUGAAGGUCAGGCAGGUACAAAGAAUAGAAGGGUACAAAUAGAGGUGCCAUUAGUUGCCAUCUCUCUCCCCCCCCCCAUCCCACCAAGUGCCUUUUGUCUCCAUCCCUGGCCUGCUGGGUACCAAUUCUUAACUUGGGGAUGGGAAAUCUGUGGCUCUGCAGAUGUUGCUGGUGUAUAACUUCCCAUCAUCCCUGAGCCUCAGGGGGCCUGACAACCCUAAGUAGCAUCUAUAAGGAAAUGGAAAGUUGGGGCCAAGGUCCUGUGGAGGGCUGAGUGCACUCUUAAACGGCUUUCGCAAUGCAUACCUGAAAGAGAGUCUCCACCCCCAUCGUUCAGCCCGGACACUAAGAUCCAGCUCAGAGGGCCUUCCGGCGGUUCCCUUAUUGUGAGAAGUGGGGUUAAAGGGAACCACGCAGAGGGCCUUCUCAUUGGUUGUGUCCACCCUGUGGAAUGCCCUCCCAUCAAAUGUCAAGGAAAUAAAGAACUAUUUGACUUUUAGAAGACAUCCCUUGUACAGUCAUACCUCGGGUUAUAGUCACUUCAGGUUGCGUUUUUUUCAGGUUGCAGACCGCCGAAACCUGGAAGUACCAGAACGGGUUACUUCCGGAUUUCGGUGAUCGCGCAUGCGCAGAAGCACUAAAUCACGCUUUGCACAUGUGCAGAAGCACGGGAUCGCAACCUGCGUGUGCACAGACACGCAGACAUGGGUUGCGAACGCUGCAGGUUGCGAAUGUGCAUCCUGUACGGAUCACGUUCGCAACCCGAGAGUCCACUGUAUAGGGAAGUUUUUAAUGUUUGAUGUCUUACUGUGUUUUAAUUUGUUGGAAGCCACCCAGCAUAGCUGGGGUAACCCAAUCAGGGAAGAAGCCCUGGUCUUGAAAGAGCCAGGAAAGCUACUCUUCAGACCUUAAUUUUAUUUCCACGGUUAGUUGCAAAAUUCUGUUUUAUUUCGAAAAGCUGGGAAGAAAAGAUUCCACUUGUGAAGAGCAACCUGGAGAAGACUUGGCUGUUCCACGAAAUGGGCAGGUGCUACCUGGAGCUCAACAAAGCGGCGGAGGCUCGGGACUUUGGCGAAAGGUCCUUGCAGUGUGCAGAGGAAGAAGGAGACAUUGAGUGGCAGCUCAACGGCGGUGUAUUGGUGGCACAAGCACAAGGUGAAUCGCUUUGCACAAACCCUUUCUUCACUAGCAGGGUCAGUGUGAGCUCCACAAGGCUCUAGGGCCACUCCCCCCCCCCAUAGGAGCAGGCUAGGCAAUUGCCUGGAGUGCCAGGAUCUAGGUGGGGAGGCUGUUUUCCUGAAAAAGAGAGCACAUUGGGAGAUGACUACUAGAGACAGCUUAGCAUCUUGUCAGCUGGUUGUUGUUUUUUUAAAAUCUGCAUUUAAAGGGACACAAUCUCUUAUGGAUUUCUGUUUGCUGCCUAGAGCAUAGACACUUGUUCAAGAGGAAGUGGUGGGUGGGUGGGUGGGGAGUAGCAUAUUAAGAACAGAAAUGAAUAAAUUAUAUUCUAGUCAAUUCUGUUACACCUAAGGAAGUUAGAUUAGCCUUAACCAGAGCCAGGGCCUUCUCAACACUGGCUCCGGCCUGGUGGAAAGCUCUGUCUCAUGAGACCAGGGCCCUGCGGGAUCUAAUUUCUUUCCAUAGGGCCUGUAAGACAGAGUUGUUCCACCUGGCCUUUGGCUUGGAAUCAGUUUGAUUCCCUCCCCCUUUCUUUUUCCUUUCUCCUCCUGUGAAGAAGCUGCAUCCUAAUGUUUUAAUGUUGUAUCUUAAUCUUUUAAAUUGUAUUUUAAUCAACUUGUUUUUAUUAUUGGUGUUAGCCGCCCUGAGCCCGGUCUUGGCUGGGGAGGGCAGGGUAUAAAUAAAUUUAUUAUUAUUAUUAUUAUUAUUAUUAUUAUUAUUAUUAUUAUUAUUAUUACACUCCUCAGGACACCAGUGUUUGGAUAUGUUGUGCAAAAUUGUUUUCAUUUGACAUGGGCAGCAAAUAAUUUGGCGGAUCCAGAGUAUAGAACUAGAAUUCUCACUCAGACCUUGACAUGCUGAUGGGGGAAAAAUUUUGAAUGCUUUGGUUCUUGUGCCUCCAACCAAAUGGAGCUUUGGACCAGGGCAUGCAAUUGCUGGGGUGAAUGAGAGAAAUCAAACAAAAACAUUGUGUUGGAUCCUGUAAUGAGAAUUAUGCAAAUGUCCAUCCCCUGCUCCCGAGUUAAAAAGAAAAAUCCUUUACAAAAAUUUAGUUGUUUUUUUUAGUUUUGCCAAUUUUUGCCCGGACACUGCUUCCGACAGCAGUAUUCUGGGUAUGUCUGGAAAAUUCCGGAUGUAUGGCAACCCUAUGGUAUGGAAUAUUCACAGUCCAGGAUUAAAAUGCUGGUUUUAUUUUGCUGAAGGAAACUAAUGGUUGGACUAAAUUAUGCAUAUUUAAAAGUAUGUAUGCUUAUAUUGCCACCAACUAACUUAAUUCACCGUAUUUUUCACUCUAUAAGACGCACCAGACCAUAAGACACACCUAGUUUUUGGAGGAGGAAAACAAGGGAAAAAAAAUCUGAAUCUCAGAAGCCAGAACAGCAAGAGGGAUCGCUGUGCAGCAAAAGCAGCAAUCCCUCUUUCUGUUCUGGCUUCUGGGAUAGCUGCGUAGCCUGAAUUCACUCCAUAAGAUGCACACACAUUUCCCCUUACUUUUUAGGAGGGGAAAAGUGAGUCUUAUAGAGCAAAAAAUACGGUAAUUUGUUUACAGUGCCAAAGAUGGUAUCUAGAAUAUUUUUAGCAGGGAAGAGACUACAUUGAACUGAGGUGUAUAAAGUCCAGAAUUUGUGGGUGCAAACUGUGUGGCCCUUUCCCAAAUUGUAUGAAGGUUCAUGAAUUUGCAGUUUAGGUUUGUGCCCAGUACAGUAGACGUUACACACCUAGUUCCUGUGCAGAUAUUGCAUUCACAUAUCUGGAACAUCAAGUAAUGUAAUAUGUGUGCCCAGGGGUCGGGACAGGGGGGACAGGAAAGACAGGGAUCCUACUUCCCAACCGCACUUCAGUGAGAGUCUGCACACAUAUAAAUUUAUUUUAUUUGAGCCUUUAUUGCUUCAUCCUUAGGUCAACAGUAGUAAAUGACAAUCUCCCACCCCAGUAAAAUAAAAUGAAAGCAGAUGGAAUAUCCUGGCGUUUGGGGACUGCAUCUUACAUUCCUUAUUCUAGAGAGUUCCAGUAAUCAACUGACAAUAUACCACAUGUUUAUUUGUAUAAGUUUCUCUGAAGUCUAUAUCUUGUGUUGAAGUUGAUUGUUUCUUGUUCUUCUUCUUUAAAAAAAACACACACACAGUGAAACUGGAAGAUUUCCAGUCAGCAGUCACCUACUUUGAGAAGGCUCUGGAGCAGGCGAAACGUAUCCAUAACGUUGCUGCUAUGCAGGCGAUCAUUAUUGUAAGUGGUUGGCUAUAACCAAGCGGGGGGGGGAGAUGACAUUAGCAAAAAAAGGGGGGCAGGGGGAGACCAAAGGGACCACUGUGGGGAGAGCAGGAUAUUUUGUGCAUGUUGUUAGGUAAAGUACAUUUAUGUGGGAGUGAAUUCAAUAGUUUAAUUGCAUGCUAUGCAAUUAAAAAAACAAAGUACUUUCUUUUGUUGGUCCUGAAUCUUUCAUUGUUCAGCUUCACUGGAUGUUCCUGGGUUCUAGUAUUAUGGGAAGGAAAGAAAAAGCUUCUCCUGAGACACACGGUGCAUAAUGUUAUAUAUGUCUUAUCAUGUCCCCUCUUGUUCGUCUUUUCUCUAAACUAAAAAGUCCCAAAUGUUGUAACCUUUCCUUCCAGGGCAGUUGCUCCAACCACUCUAUCAUUUUUUUGCCCUUUUCUGAACCUCUUCCAGCUCUAUAAUCUUCCUUUUGAAGUGUAGCUAACUGUACAUAGUAUUCCAACUAUGGUUGUAUGCACAGAUUUGUAUAUCUGUGUUUUUUUAUUGAGUAUUGCUAUAUUCAGUAUUGCAAUACUGGCAGUUCUGUUUUCAAUCCCUUCCAAAUUAUUCCUAGUAUGGAAUUCACCCUUUACACAACUGCCGCACACUGGGUGAAUGUCUUCAUAAAGCUGUAACCCCAAGGUCUCAUUCCUUGUCCAGACCUCAUGGGCAUAUAUGUGAAAUAAGGAUUUUUUUGACUAAGUGUGCAUCAUUUUACACUUGCUUAUAUUGAAUUGCAUUUGCCAUUUUACUGCCUGCUCACCCAAUUUGGAGAGAUCCUUUUGUGGUGUUUCUUGUCAUUCCUGUAGAUUCCUGUCCUGAAGAAUUUGGUAUCAGCAGCAGACUGGGCUAUGUCAUUUCUCACUCCUAAAUCUAGGUCUAGAUAAUUGAUAUAGCAGUUAAGAAGCACAGACCCAAAUACCCAUCCUUGGGGAAAUUCCACUUUCUACAUCCUGCUAAUGGGAGAACUGUCCAUUUAUUCCUCCUUUCUGUUUUCUGUUUCUUAACCAAUUACUGAUCCAUAGGAGGAUCUCUCCUCUUGUUCCAUGACUGCUAAGCUUAUUCAGGAAUCUAUAGUGUGGUACUUUUGUCAAAAGCCGUUUGAUAAUCUAAGCCAGGGUUUCCCCAACUUGGGUCUGUUUUUGGACUACAACUCCCAUCAUCCCUAGCUAGCAGGACCAAUAGUCAGGGAUGAUGGUAAAUGUAGUCCAAAAACAGCUGGAGGCCUAAGUUUGGGAAAGCUUGGGUCUAAGCACACAAUUCAGCUGGAUCACCUCUAUAUACUUCUGGACAUAUGUGAGUUAUAUAGAAUCUUCUUGUUGAGCUGUAAUAUACCUCUGAAUACCAGAUGCUGGGAUAAACUAUAGGAAGAGAUUGCCUUCAUAUUUUGCUUGUUGACUUUUCUUAAAUAUGUGGCUGGUCACUGUGGGAAACGGGAUGCUAGACUGGACGGAUAUUUGGUUUGACCCAGCAGAGAUAUUUCUCUGAUAUAACAGCUAUGCAUUGGUUCUUGUAUCUACAAAGGGGCCCCACAUAAUUCAAACAAUAUUACUGAUUCAUUUAUUCCUCCCCAACCAUAAAUUACCUGACAGUUCAUAGCCAUGACACCUGCAAUUCACUUGAUCUGACAACAACUCACCUGACCCACCCUCAUCUCUGCUACCCUUUUGCCAUCUGCUGGGUUUCAGGCAACUAGGUUUGCGUUUUCAGGUGUCUCUCUUCUCUGUGUGAACCUCUUGAAGAAGAAGCAAAACAGAAUUUCGGUCCUGUCCCCCACAAAUAGUCCUAUCUCAUGGCAAUGCCACUAUAUGCAUAUGGCAGUAGUGGGAAGAGAGACUGAGGCCUGACUCAAGUUUCCCAUUGAAGAUAGCCACCUUAUUUUUGCAGGCACUGGAUGAAGCCAACAAGGGAUUCAUCAAAGAAUUGAAAGAAGAACAGAGGCUUGAAAGGAUGCGUGAGUUGAAAGGUUGGUUCACAUACCAAGCUGUGUACAGAGGAUUUCAGGCAUCCUAUGCUCUGUCUUCAUUUGCAGGGUGUAUACACACAGACAUGCUAACCAGCCGAUUAAGGAGAUUAACUGGGUCUGAAGUAAUUUGGGGUGUUUGUACAGUGGUGGGCCCGGCAUGUGGAGCACACUUUUAGAAAAACCUACAAGAAAAUGUGCUUCAUUCCAGAGUUUAAACCUAGAAAGUGUCAAAACACAGAUUGCAUCAAGAGCCUCCCUAGCACAUUUUGAAGAGUAAAGGUAAAGGGACCCCUGACCAUUAGGUCCAGUCGUGACCGACUCUGGGGUUGCGGCGCUCAUCUCACUUUAUUGGCCGAGAGAGCCGGCGUUCAGCUUCCGGGGCAUGUAGCCAGCAUGACUAAGCCGCUUCUGGUGAACCAGAGCAGUGCACGGAAACGCCGUUUACCUUCCCACUGGAGCGGUACCUAUUUAUCUACUUGCACUUUGACAUGCUUUCGAACUGCUAGGUUGGCAGGAGCAGGGACCGAGCAAUGGGAGCUCAUCCCAUCGCGGGGAUUCGAACCGCCGACCUUCUGAUCGGCAAGUCCAUACCAUUUCCCCAGGCAUAUAAUCGUUGUGCUGUCAAAUAAAGAAAAGAGAGGCAGAUAAAGAAAACUAGUACUUAAAGCCCCAUGCCCUGAACAAAUGUUGAUUACUUCAGGGGCAAUUCAUCAUAAAUCCCCCUCCACAUUGUUGAAGCAAUAAAAUGGUGAAAACCUGAGAACAGGAAGCUUUUAAUUAAAAGCACAAAAACCCUUAAAAAAAGGGAGAAAACCUCAGUAGCAGCCCAUGUUGAAGAAACAGGCAGUGCAAUUAGAUUUUAAUUUUAAUUGGGGAAAAAUAGCCACAAAUCACCUCUUGAAAAACAGUAGGAGAAUGAAAACUAAACAAUAAUACAGCAGUUUGGUAACCAGCUUGUCUGGACACUCUGCAAAAAGAAGUGAGUAAAGGAUGGCAAUUUCAAGGGAAAGGGCUAAUGUGUAAACAUCCUUAACCCAUAUAACCCAUAUGAAUAAAAUUCAUCCAGAUGUUUUGAAGUGUUGUAUCAAGACUAACCUGUAGGUGGUAGCAUUUCUCCAGUUUCCUCCUUGUUCUUAUCCAGCAAAUGGAUAAACUCUCUCCUUUUGUUCUUGGCUAAUCAUAGGUUUUAUAGGUUACUUGAGUUUAGCCUUAAAUUUUACUGUUAGCGAUGUACUCUGAUAUUAGUAGCCUGAGUGUCGUCCUGCAUCCAUUUUCUGGAAUAAUAAAAAAGAGAAUUUUUGAGUCUGCCUUACACACCACGCUUCUCCCAACGCAGGAGUCUUCCACAUCUCUAUUCAAAGAGCAGUCACAUUAUAUCAAGACACCGAGGAGAAGGCACACUAUCUGUCUAAGCUCCUGCAGACGUUCUAAAUGGGAAGCAAAACCCAUUAACUGAGUCUCCCCAUUGGCUCAGCCACAAAAUUUGCUAUGAUUAUAGCCUCAGGCAAACUGCUUUGUUGUCACAGUCUGUAAAAUGGGGUGAAUGCCAUAAGACCAUAAACUGCUAGGGUAGAAGCGAGCUAAGAAAUCCUAGGGAGGAUCUUCUCUGAGAUUCCAUUUCUUUCCCAGAGUUAGAAGAUGAGGAGGAGGAGGAAGAAGAAGAAGAAGAAGAACAAGAGGAGGAGAAGAAGAAGGAAGAUGCUGGGGCUGCAGACACAGGAGAGCGUACAUCAAAAAAGCCAGAAGAGGAAAAGGCUGGGAAAACUGAAACUGAAGGAGAGAAACAGGUAUCAGGCACGGAGGGCGGAGAGACAAUUGCACCCAAGGAUGGGGAGAAGAAGCAAGAGGAGGAGGAAGAAAAGUCACAAGGAGAAAGCGGGGGAGGAAGUCAGAAAACAGAAGACGACAACACAGGAAAGUCGGGUGAGAACAUUCCAGGAUGAGGCCUGUGGAAGCUUGCCCUUGGGAACUCUUGGUUUAUAACUCUGGAAGUGUCUUUUCCAUGGUGUCAUCUGUUUUGCUCCAGAUGUCUUCUCCCCAAGUCACUUCCGGUGCCUUCCAGGGCAUUCAAAAAUAACCAUUUUGCUUUCAGGUAGUUUCAAGGGGGCUCUAAGAAUGUAGAGAAAGUUGCCAUUUUAUGUAAGACACCCCCAAAAGCUACUGUUUAGGUAACUUCAGGAAGAAGGAACUGUUCUAACCAUUAAAAAGCCUUCAAAUGCUACCUGUAGUGAUAUAUUUUGUUUUCACUGACCAUCUCAAGCAACUGAGAUUAAUCUUAAUUGCAAGCUAGAUAACCGAUUAGGAAAAUCCUUCAAUCAGUUAAUGCCAUAGUGCUAAUGUAAGCAAAGGAACAAGAAACUUUUUUUUAAGAUGCUGGGAAGAAGUUCAACUGGUUAGGGCCUGAGAUUCACCUAUAAAUGCAUGCCGGGAGUUAUGCAUUUAGGCAUUCAACUGAGGGAAAUACAGUAGGUAGUGGGGUUUUUUUUAAUGUUACAUUGAACAAAGGCCUCACGUUGAGAUAUGAGCCAUUUCUGCUCGGUCUGGAGCGAUGCAGUUCACCAGAGAUAUUUAGAAAUCUAAACUUCAAAACAUGCCUUUCUGUCCAGCAUAAGUGCAGAAGUCACACUCUUUCUUCCACGUGGCCUAGCAUAUCAUUGAGAAGUAUACAUAUGUACACAUGCAUUGAAGUUUGCAAAAAGAGCUAUUACUGUAAAUCAUGGCAAUGGUGGGCACCUGGGUCCUUUCUUUUUGGCAUGCUACUUCUUUGGCGUGAGUAGGGCAGUUGCAAUUCUUGCGGGCAUUCAAAUGUUGCAAAUGGAGGUGGUGGGAAUGGAGGUCAUAGAUUUGUGUGGCUUUUCCUCAUCUUGCUCCCCAAAUACAAAAAGUUUUCAGAACUCCAGAAUGCCUGCACCCUGCCCAAGUAAUAACGGUGUAGGCUCUGCAAUGGUGUAGACAAUGGGCCACAUUGUCUAUAUACACUGGUAGAAAACAGGCAGCACAUUAAUUAGAUCGAUAUGUUCAAAGCCCAUGCUAGCUAGGGCUGAUGGGAAUUGUAGUCCAAAACAUCUGGAUGGCACUAGAUGUGUGUAGGGAGGAAAGCUGGUCUAGUAACCAUCUGCUUAGAGAGACAUCUCUUCAGACCAUCUACCCACCUUUCUGCCGCAAAUUAAACCAUGCCAUCUAUACCGUAACAUGUAGACUACAGGGGGAGAAAACACACACACACACACACACACACACACACACACACAGCAAAACUGUGAAUGUCUUCCAGGUGCCUGUGGCAAGUGAAGGCACGCUAACAUUUCCCUCCCGUUGGUAUCCAACUACCCAGGGAUAGGAAAUGGGUAAUUUCUUCAUAUAUUAAAAUAUUCUUAGUAUAUUAAAGGUGCUGACUUUUAAGCCCUAAACGGCCUCGGCCCAGUAUACCUGAAGGAGUGUCUCCACCCCCAUCAUCCAGCCCGGACACUGAGGUCCAGCUCCAAGGGCCUUCUGAGGUUCCCUCACUGCAAGAAGCGAGGUUACGGGGGACCAGGCAGAAGGCCUUCUCGGGGGUGGUGCCCACCCUGUGAAACACCCUCCCUUCAGAUGUCCAGGAAAUAAACAACUGUCUGACUUUUAGAAGAAGUUUAGGGAAGUUUUUAAUGUUUGCUGUUUUCUCGUGUUUUUAAUAUUCUGUUGGGAG
Podarcis lilfordi (Lilford's wall lizard) is the source of this 20121-nucleotide messenger RNA. Lineage: Eukaryota; Metazoa; Chordata; Lepidosauria; Squamata; Lacertidae. The record is from the annotation of a GenBank genome assembly.